AUGGAGAAAGUGGAGAGUAAUUCGGAUAGGAAAGAAGGAGGAGGUUUGGGUUUGGAUUUUGGUUUUUUUGAAGAUAAGAAUGUUGUUACAUUAAUAGAUAAAAGUGGAGAAGAGUAUAAAACUGCGUUUGUGGUGUUUUUUUUGGCUGCAAAAAAGAACAAGAAUUUCUUCUUCUUUUUUCAUCCUAAAGAAGAAGGGGUCAAAGAAUUUAGACUACAAAAAUCCAGAACAUCAAAUGAAUUUGUUGUUCUUCUUGCUACAAAUAUGCUACAUCUUAAGUUUGAAAGAAAAUUUGAAGACAUAAAACUUACAGCUUUCAAACGUUUCUAUUUGUUUUGUAUCGAUCGGAGGACUGCUGAACUCGACUUCAUUAACAGAAGUUUCGAAAUGGAUAGAGAUUGGAUGAGUGCGAAUAGGUUAACGGUAAAAUAUAGGGAAGGUGUUGAUUUCUUUUUGGAGUUUUCUGCAAAGAAUGCGGAUAAUCCUGAUUUGGUUCAUUGCCCAUGUCUCAAAUGUGGUAACAUGGAGCGUAUGAAAAUUGCCCAAAUAAGAGAACAUUUGUUUAAGAACGGUAUAGACAGGAGUUAUAAGGUUUGGUAUCACCACGGAGAAAAAAUUAGAAGAUCGGGCGAGGGACCCUCUAGAAAGGAUAAUAUUAUUAAUAAUGUGGAGUAUGAAGAUGAUCACAUCGCAGAGAUGAUUAACGAAGCAGAGUUUGAAUCUCAAGUUCGUCCUGAAACAUUUCAAACUAUGUUAGAAGAUGCUGAAAAGCCGAUUUACCCUAAUUGUACUAGGUUUACUAAAUUAUCGAUGCUUAUUAGGCUAUACAAUUUGAAAGCAAAACACGGGUGGAGUGAUAAGAGUUUGACAGAGUUACUAGCUUUCUUAGGAGAAUUAUUACCCGAAGGUAAUGAGGUGCCUUUGUCUUUCUAUGAGGCAAAAAAGACAUUGUGUUCGUUAGGCUUGCAAUAUGAAAAGAUACAUGCAUGUCCUAACGAUUGCAUCCUAUAUCGAAAGAGAUUUGUGGAUGAGGUAUCAUGUCCAACGUGCGGUGAGUCCAGGUGGCAAAAGAAAAAGAAUUCUAAUGAGGUAAAGAAGGGUGUUCCUGCAAAAUUAUUAUGGUACUUACCACCCAUACCUCGUUUGGUUCGGUUUUUUCGAAAUGACGACCAUGGUAAAAAUUUGACUUGGCAUGCCAGUGAUAGAGUGAAAGAUGGUAUGAUGAGACAUCCAGCUGACUCUCCCGCUUGGAAAACAAUUGAUGCUAGAUGGCCUGAUUUUGCCAAUGAGCCUAGGAAUAUCCGUCUUGGUCUCUCUGCAGACGGUAUCAAUCCACAUACUUCCCUUAGCAGUAAGUAUAGUUGUUGGCCAAUCUUGCUUGUGAUAUAUAAUUUGCCGCCGUGGCUUGUUAUGAAGAGAAAGUUCACUAUGUUGACAUUGAUGAUAUCAGGCCCUUCACAACCUGGCAAUGAUAUUGAUGUAUACUUAGCUCCUCUUAUUGAUGAUUUAAGUAAAUUGUGGUAUGACGGUGUUAAUGCAUAUGAUGCCUAUAGGAAUGAAGCAUUCAAUCUUAGGGCCAUGUUAUUGUGGACAAUCAAUGAUUUUCCUGCUUUCGGGAAUCUUUCUGGCUACAGUGUGAAAGGUUAUAAUGCAUGUCCUAUCUGUGAAGAGAAAACAUGCUCUCGCUAUUUAACACAUUCGAGAAAAAUUUGUUAUAUGGGACACCGAAAGUUUUUGCCACCCGAACAUGUAUUUCGGACCUGGAAAAAGGCAUUUGACGGUAAGCAAGAAUUUGAAAUGCCUCCCCCACCUUUAAGCGGAAGACAAUUGGUAGAAAAAUUGAAUAAAAUUCAAUUCAAUCUUGGAAAGCGAAAGUCAAAAUCGAAGAAAAGAAAAGGAGGUAAGGGUGUCACAAAUGAACCUCAGGGACCGUGGAAGAAAAAAUCAAUAUUUUUUGAGCUUGAGUAUUGGGAGCAUUUGGUUUUACGUCACAAUUUAGAUGUGAUGCAUAUUGAGAAAAAUGUCUCAGAUAGCUUAAUUAAUACCUUGUUUAAUAUUCCUGGUCGGAGUAAAGAUGGAAUUAAAUCCCGUCUAGAUUUGAAAGAGAUGGGGAUUAGAGGAAAUUUACAUCCAGAAAUUAUUGGUAAACGAACUUUUUUACCACCGGCGUGUUAUGCCCUGACUAAGGAAGAAAAACGAUCUUUCUGUACGUCAUUGUCUCACGUUAAAGUACCCGAAGGGUAUUCUUCAAAUAUCUCCAAUUUGGUAGAUAUGGAAAAAUUAAUUUUGUCCGGACUAAAGUUUCACGAUCAUCAUAUACUGAUGCAACAUAUUCUGCCGGUGAGUAUCCGUUCUGUUUUACCUAAGAAAGUUCGCUAUGCCAUCACCAGGUUAUGUUUAUUCUUUAAAUCUGUUUGUUGCAAAGUGGUAGAUGUGUCAAAGUUGGAAAAUCUCCGAUUAGAAAUUGUUGAAGUGUUGUGUUAUUUAGAACAAUUUUUUCCUCCAUCCUUUUUUGACAUAAUGAUCCACUUAACUGUUCAUCUGGGUUCAAUUGUUGAAUCCUACAUCGUUGAAGAGGCUGUAGAAUUUUGUUCAGACUUCUUGUCAAAUGUAGCAACUGUUGGGUCGUGUCUUCCUAGAUUUGAUAAUGAAAUUAGUAAAGGGGGUCGGGGUGUUUCUGUUUGCGACGUAAGUCGAGCUGAUCGAGAGGAAGCACACCGACUCGUUUUGCAAAAUGUUGAUGAGGUUCAACCGUACAUUGAGAAACAUUUUGAUUGGAUCAAGACUACUUAUCCUAGUAAGUCGAGGAACCACAAAUGGGUGCAAGAUGAACAUUAUCGAAAUUUUAGUACAUGGUUGAAAGAAAAGGUGAUUGUGGAAAUGAGUGACUCCCCGAACAAUGUAUCUCAGUUGCUACUUUCGAUAUCGCAUUUUCCUUCAUUUACUGUACUAAAGUAUCAAUCAUACUACAUAAAUAGUACUCAAUUUAACAUGAAAGAUCGUGAUGCUUCUAGAAAAACACAAAAUAGCGGUGUCAUGAUUGUUGCUAGUGCUAUCCAAGUAGCUAGUUCAAAAGACAAAAACCCUAUUGAAUGUGAUAUGACCUUUUAUGGUGUAAUCAAAGAAAUUUGGGAAUUAGAUUACAUUAGCUUUCGAAUCCCUGUUUUUCUUUGUGAUUGGGUGAGGAGUGAUAAUGGAGUUAAAGAAGAUGAGUUUAGAUUCAAGCUAGUGGACUUGAAUCGAGUAGGACACAAGUCUGAUCGAUUUAUAAUGGCAUCCCAGGCAAAACAAGUAUUUUAUAUGAGUGACCCAAUAGAUGGUCGCUGGUCAGUUGUUCUAACAACACAACCAAAAGAUUAUGAUUACCAAGAGUCUGGUGGAGAUUUAUAUCUCAAUGAUAAAACUUUUGAAAUCAAUCCACCACCAAUUGAUGUCGCCAUUCGGGACGAAAUCAUUUCUUCUCGGGAAGAUGGUGAAGGAUUAUGGAUUGAGUAAACUAUCAAUCUAUAAAUAUUGGUACAUUGACUAUGGAUGACCCCGGUGACUAUGAUGAUGAUUUUGCCCUUUGGGGACAAUCCAUUGGUGGUGAAUCUGAAUCUGAUCCAGCUGCACCAGAACUGGAACCUGACCCUGAUUCACAACCAAAGAAGAAAAAUGGUAGGGGGCAUAUAAGGGUCUGAAGCAUAUAAAGAAUAGGAGUGAAGGAAUACUUCUCGAAGUCGAGUACAACCAAUGGGGCCAGUGCAUUGGGGACACUGAAAAUGAACUGGUUAGCCAGAUUGGCUUGUAUGCAAGACGAAAUCUUCCACUGUCAUACAAUGAUUGGAGAAAAGUUCCAAUGGAAUUUAAAAAUCUAUUAUGGGAGUACAUCAAGGUAAUGCUAAUAGCUAAGAUUAAUUUGCAUAUGUAGUCGAAUAUUUUUUGCCCAUUCUAACUAUUAUUGCUAAUUUUUGCAGUCAAUGUUCAAGUUAGGCCCAGAAGCUAAGCAUUCUACCUUAAAAACUGUUGGACGAAGAUGGAAAGACUGGAAAGCAUUCC
Molecule: messenger RNA, 4038 nt
Organism: Cannabis sativa
Lineage: Eukaryota; Viridiplantae; Streptophyta; Magnoliopsida; Rosales; Cannabaceae
Exons: 8
Coding region: 1-3495 (1164 amino acids)
Source: RefSeq, a predicted model, not a curated record